Messenger RNA from Lecanosticta acicola, 794 nucleotides. Lineage: Eukaryota; Fungi; Ascomycota; Dothideomycetes; Mycosphaerellales; Mycosphaerellaceae. The record is from the annotation of a GenBank genome assembly.
AUGUUCCUCCGACGCGCUGCUCCCGCGCUCGCCAAGCGCGCUGUGCUGCGUCCAGCCACGACCGUCACCCGCUCCUUCGCGAUCUCCGCUAGAAAAUGUACGAUGUCCCGAAUGCCGCCGAAAUGGAAAAGAGAGGAAGAGAGGAGAUACUAACCGAGAGCAUGCAGGCUCAGAGCGUGAUCCAAGCAUCGGCGAGCCCACGGGUCAGCUUAAGAAGUUUGAGGGUGAGGAUAUGUUCACGAAGAGAGAGGGAAGCAUUGGCUGAUAAGAAACGCGCAGAAAUCCGGAGCGAAAAGGACCUCCUGCCUCCAGGUGGUAAGCCUGGUACCAUUCCCACCGAUCUCGAACAGGCCACCGGUCUGGAGCGUCUCGAAAUUCUCGGAAAGAUGCAGGGUGUGGACAUCUUCGAUAUGAGGCCUCUGGAUGCUAGCCGUAAAGGUAACUCAUACACCCACUUCUAAAGGCCACGCAGCUCUCGCUUACCCUCGCAUGUUAAAGGCACGCUCGACGACCCGAUCGUCGUCAAGUCCUUCGGCGACGAGCAGUACCUCGGCUGCACCGGUUACCCUGUGGACUCCCAUGUGGUCAUCUGGCUGACGACUUCCCGCGACCGCCCGAUCGAGCGCUGCCCCGAGUGCGGAAGCGUCUACAAGAUGGAAUACAUCGGUCCUCAGGAUGAUGGACACGGACAUGGCCACGACCACGACCAUGGACAUGCGGACACCGAUGGCUCGCAUAACUUUGAGGGAGAGCCGAAGACGAUGGCAGACUUCGUGAGACCGGAGUACCGAUAG